Cinclus cinclus is the source of this 1149-nucleotide messenger RNA. RefSeq names its product cellular communication network factor 4 (gene CCN4). Lineage: Eukaryota; Metazoa; Chordata; Aves; Passeriformes; Cinclidae. Gene Ontology annotation, molecular function: integrin binding; heparin binding. The coding region runs from base 1 to 1149 and encodes 382 amino acids. Gene Ontology annotation, biological process: cell adhesion; signal transduction. The transcript has 5 exons. The record is from RefSeq and is a predicted model, not a curated record. Gene Ontology annotation, cellular component: extracellular matrix; extracellular region.
AUGUCCACCAAGUUUGACAGGUCUUCCAGCACCCAAUUUCCUCAUCAUUCCCUUUCCAUAUUUUGUGCCACCCAGGGUUUGCUGCAUCCUGAGAUGAUUGCAUUUCUCUGUUUGCAGGCCACUGCCCAGACCUCCCUCACCAUGAGCAGCACUGUCCCAGCCACGGCAGAGCCCUACACACGGACUCAGUACUGCAGGUGGCCCUGCGAGUGCCCCAGGUCCCCACCCCGGUGCGCGCUCGGCGUCAGCCUGGUCACGGAUGGCUGUGACUGCUGCAAGACGUGUGCCAAGCAGAGAGGAGAGAGCUGCACUGAGGCUGACACCUGUGACUUCCACAGGGGCUUGUACUGUGACUACAGUGGAGACAGACCUAGGUACGAAAUAGGAGUAUGUGCACAGAUUGUUGGUGUAGGAUGUGUUCUCAAUGGAGUCAGGUAUAAGAACGGGGAGACAUUUCAGCCCAACUGCAAGUACAACUGCACCUGCAUUAAUGGGGCUGUGGGCUGUGUUCCCAUGUGCACAAACUCACGUCCCCCACUUGUCUGGUGCCCAAACCCAAAGCUGAUUAAGAUGGCAGGGAAGUGCUGUGAGCAGUGGGUUUGUGAUGACUCCAGGAAAAUCAGGAAAACAUCUCCACGUCACAUCUCCUCUGCAGCAUACGAGGGAGAGGACGAAGCCUGGCAGAAGAACUGCAUUGUGCACACCUCACCCUGGAGUCCCUGCUCAAAGACCUGUGGGCUGGGCAUCUCCACCAGGAUUUCCAAUGACAACGACCAGUGCCGGCUCCUGAAGGAAAGCCGCCUGUGCAACCUGAGGCCCUGUGAGGUGGAUAUAACCCAGCACAUCAAGCCUGGGAAGAAAUGCUUGGCUGUCUACAGGGCGAAUGAACCCAUGAACUACACCAUCUCUGGAUGUGUGAGCAAAAUUCCAUACAGACCCAAAUACUGUGGUGUCUGCACAGACAACAGGUGCUGCACACCCUACAAGUCCAAGACUAUUGAAGUGAGGUUUCAGUGCCCAGAUGGAACUGAGAUUUCCUGGAAAAUUAUGUGGAUCAAUGCUUGUUUUUGCAACCUGAACUGCAGGAACCCCAAUGACAUCUUUGCUGACUUGGCUCACUACUAUGAUUACUCUGAAAUAGCUAAUUAA